CAAAGUCAAAAAAUUGUUGCAGUUGUUGGAAUACUUCUGUCAAAAAAUAGUUAAAUUGUAUUUUUUAUAAAUUUCUACGUUUUUCAAUGGGUUCUUCCCAUAGUACUGAAGUGCCGGGAGGCGGUUCCGAAGGAUAUCAUGUUUUGCGGGUCCAGGAUGGGUCUCCAGGACAGAAAGCCAAUUUGGAAGCAUUUUUUGACUUCAUAGUGGCUAUAGAAAACAUUAGAUUGGACCAAGACAAUGACACGUUGAAGGAACUUCUUAAGAAAAAUGUUGAUAAAACAAUCAAAAUGUUAGUUUACAGUAGUAAAACACAGUCGGUGAGAGAAGUUUUGAUCACGCCCAGCGCUAACUGGGGCGGGCAGGGUCUCCUGGGCGUCAGUAUUAGGUUUUGCUCCUUUGAAGGUGCUAAUGAGAAUGUUUGGCAUGUAUUGGAAGUGCACCCAACUUCCCCAGCUGAAAUUGCAGGACUGAGACCAUUCUCUGAUUAUAUUAUUGGAGCGGAUUCUAUCAUGCAUGAAAGUGAAGACUUGUUCACUCUCAUUGAAGCUCACGAGGGUAGAGCUUUGAAGCUGUAUGUCUAUAAUAUCAAUGACGACACAUGUCGUGAGGUGCAUAUUACUCCUAAUCAUGGUUGGGGAGGAGAAGGCAGCUUGGGAUGUGGAAUUGGUUAUGGAUAUUUACACAGGAUUCCAAUAAGAAGUGUCAUUGCUCCUAACCAACCAUAUACUGCACCUACUUCUAUGGCACCAUCACAGGUACCAAGCAGUCAACAGAAUAUUGUACAAGGGAUGCAGAACAUGAAUUUGACUGAUGACAAGACUCCUUUGAUUGCUGCAUCCCAGGCCACAAUUCCACAGCAACAGCAAAAUGCUCCUCCACCAUUUUUAUCCGGGGUACCGAUGGUGAACCCUGGAGGAUAUUCUGCUCCUCAGAGUAAUGUGCAACCGCCGUCUGCUCCACUGGGAAACAUACCACAAAUGGUUGCUCCUCCAGGUGUGGUUCAGCAACCACCUCAGCCAAAUGCCAUGCAGCAGCCUCAGCAAGUGGCUCCUCAAAUUAAUCAACAACCAACAUCGCAUGCACAGUCUGUCAUGUCUAAUAUGGCUGCUUAUUCAACCAAUUUAGCAGACGCAACAUUGACCAACUUAGGUAGUAUACCAUCAGUAUCAAAGGUGCAGCCGCCGGCGCCGCUGCCGAACUUGCCUAUUGGCAUACCUAUGAACCAGCCUCAGCCGUAUAUACCGAUGAUGGCUAAUUACACUCAGUCACAAGCUUUACCUCCGGUGUCGGCCGCCUACCCACCAAGUACGACUAACUUAGUGCCAACGUUUGACAUGAGUAGUUUCGCGACGUCGCCGCUGCCGCCGCCGCCGGUGCCGGGGCCGGGCGCCGGGCUGCCCGUGGUCACACCCGUGUCGCUCCACGGCAUGCCGCCCAUCACCGUCAGCGCCACGCUCCCCGUCUCCACUAUGCAAGAAAUACAUCACCAACAAACACACCAACAACAAGACCUAUUAUCGUGAAAUGAUAUUAAUUAAUUAUUUACAAGGGCACGCCCUUGAUAUCAUAAGCACAGAAUAAUUUGCCCAUAUUCAUGUUAUUUUGAAAUGUUAUGUUCAAAUUAUAUUAUCUAGAUAACUGCUGACGAGAGGCAGAUAAAUGUGUUUUAAUGUGCUGCGCUUUUGUUCUAUUUAUUGUGCAAUAUAAUGCAAUGCAGCGUAUUUAAUUGUUAUGAUUGUGUUAAAAUAUUUGUCUGCCUCUCCAAGUUGCUAUUUUAUUUAAGUAUACAUUUAAUGUGGUAAAUAAAUGAGAGACGCAAUUCACUA
This is a messenger RNA of Pectinophora gossypiella (pink bollworm), 1829 nucleotides long. RefSeq names its product Golgi reassembly-stacking protein 2 (gene Grasp65). Gene Ontology annotation, biological process: Golgi organization. The transcript is spliced from 5 exons. The record is from RefSeq and is a predicted model, not a curated record. Gene Ontology annotation, molecular function: protein binding. Bases 87 to 1526 code for a protein of 479 amino acids. Gene Ontology annotation, cellular component: Golgi apparatus. NCBI's taxonomy places the organism in Eukaryota, Metazoa, Arthropoda, Insecta, Lepidoptera, Gelechiidae.